Molecule: messenger RNA, 11830 nt
Organism: Lonchura striata (white-rumped munia)
Lineage: Eukaryota; Metazoa; Chordata; Aves; Passeriformes; Estrildidae
Source: RefSeq, a predicted model, not a curated record
AUGUAUCACCUUUUGUUUAAGCAGAAGCAUCUUUUUGGAAUGCUAUCCAUUUUAUCGGGGAGGGCUUGGACAGGGAGCAUCCAGGAGAGGCUGCAUAUUGUAAUUAACACAAGUGGAGGCAGGCUGCUGCAUCUGCCCGCCCGCCCGGAGAGGAAGAACCUGUUGAAUUUGCUAGGAGCUAUUGCUGUGAGGACAGAGCCACAGUUCCUGGGAGUACAGCAGCCACAAGUGGAUGGAGUAGCUGCUUCAGAGCUAUGCUGUGGGGAAGAGGCAGAGGCCUGGAUUUUGGACGCUGGAUGCCCUUUUGGGUUAGAGCCUCCACUUUUGCCUCCUAAGUGUGGGAAGGAAGAACACGCAGCUCCCUUGCUUUCAGUCGGGUGAGCCAAGGAUGGCUGCGCUCUCCCAGCACCUCAGGAUCCUGCUCUGGAAGAACUGGCUGAGUGUCAAGAGGCAGCUGGUAUGGUCGUUUGUUUUAAUUUCCUGGCCUGUGGUUGUUUUCAUAAUCUUGGCCAUUAUCCGUCUCAAAUUCCCUCCAGAACCGCAGCAAAACUGUUACCUUGCACCCCGAAACCUUCCCAGUGCAGGCUUCUUCCCAUUCCUGCAAACAGUGCUGUGUGAUUCCGAUGCCAGGUGUAAAGGCACACCAUACACACCAGAAGAUCUGCUGCCAAGACUUAAUGACAUCUCAUCCCUCAGACUUAAGCGCGGGAGCUCAUCCAGUGUAGCCAAGGACAGGCAGCCAUCACCAUGGAGUGCAGAGGUUCCUGAAAGCAGGAAUGCUUCACUGGCAUUUGGAGAUUUGGUAUCUCAUGGAGAAAAAAACCUUCAGAAUGUUUCAUCACCAUCCAACUUGACUUCCAGCACCCACACGUUCAACAAGGUCUUCAGUUUUGAGAAGAGGCAGCCCCAGUACUCCACUGCAGGGAACCUCAGGGCCCUGCUGUGCCAGGUCUUGUCGCGGUACCUGGCGCAUCCCGGUGCCACGGGAGGGAGCAUGGCAGCCAAUAUCCACCACACCUUCUGCUUCACCAACUCCUCACUUCUGGAGUCCUUUGCCCAGGAGUUCAGGACCCAGCUCUCCCAGGUGCAGCACAACACAGAGUACCAGGAGACCUUCGUCAAUGAAAUGGUCUCAUUUCUGACACUCGUCUCCCAAGUGCAGAAUGACACCUCCCUGUGGCACCUGCUUUUGCUGGCCCCAGAUGUGUUUCAGGACAACAUGCAACUGCAAGACAUAAUUGAUUUCCUUCAGAAUCCAAGCAGUGUUGUGCUGGCAGCUCAGAAUGUCUCUGCAUCUCUUGUGGGUGAUGAUAGAUUCAAAACUGUUCAGAAUGAGGUUACAGAUUCUCCACAUUCCCUGAACUGCUUGGAGCAAGAUAAAGAAAGAAGUUGGGUGACCAGAUCUAUUUGUAAUUCCUUUGCUCACUGGAAAGACAAUCACACUUUAGUAUCUGAAUUGGAGGAAGUUCUAAGAAAAAUAAAGUCACCAGAGAUUGGUGGAAAGCACUCCAAGAGGUCCAUUAAUUCAGAUGAUUUAGAAGCCAUACAAAACCAUCUACAUCGUUUAAAAGGCUUUGAGGAAAAAAUGAAUAGAAGUGAAUUAAAAAGCUUAAAUCUAUUCAGAAAUUUGAAGAAUGAAACAUUACAGAAAUUGUAUGCAUUUCUUGAACUGGGAAUGAAUCCACAUCAUGAUUAUAAAUUAAAGGAACCAUAUAAUAAGGAAAUAAUUGAUGAAAUCUAUAACAUCACAUCACUGCAAUUACAGAGUGACUUUAAUGGGACUUCCAUUUUCAAGACAAUGACCCAGUGGAAAGAAAUUCAGAGGGCUUUAAAAUUAGCUACAAUGCUUUGGAAUCCAGCUCUCCUAAGUAAUUCCAAUUUUAGUACGUUGAAAACUAAGGAUGCUCUCAAAAUGUUGUUCUCCACAAACAUGCCAUCACUUCUGGAAAGUCUCAGAGACCGUUUGAGUGGAUUGCAAGAAAUCCCAUCUGUGUUUUCUGAUGAUCUGCUUGAGCCUGAGUCUUACAGAAACUUCCCAGAGAAGCUCCUAGCUCUUGAGAAGAUGAGUUUUAGAAUGAUAGGCACAAAUGUAGGUUAUCAGUACCUCCUGCUGCCUGUGUUUGAGCUGAUGAGGGCCGUAGAAAAGUCCAUGGGUGAGGCCUGGUGGGAUGAGUUGAACAUCUACUGGCACAUCGGGGAGAAGCUGAGAUCCAUGAGGUGGAAUAACACAGCCAUCAUCGCCUAUGGGCAGUUUUUGGAGGUGUUAAACAGCCAUUUGCAAAAGCUGAAUAAUAAAUCAAGUGGUGUCUUCAGUGAAGAGUUGGAUCAGCUGUCACAAUUCAUAACAGCUGUGUUUAAAGAGUUUGGGGAAAGCUCUGGAGUAGCCAAUAUCUCACAAGUCACUCAAGCCAUCCAAAAGACACUGUACAUCUUAAAAGACUUACAGCUGAAUUAUAAUGUCAGUACAUUAAAAUCUAUAGAUCUUUUCUUUAAUUUUAACAAUAAAACCCUGGAGAGCUUGUCUGAACUUCUGAGAACAGGAAUGAAAAUCCUUCAUUAUACAAGUGCCAGGGAAGGUUCCAGUGAUGACAUAAUUAACCCUAUCUAUAAUUUAACACAUCUUCUACUGCAAGAGUUCAGCCAGUCUCCCUCACCCCAGGAUGUGGGUGAUGUGUCCCCAUCCCAGCUUUUGAACAUGCUCCUUUCUGCCCUGCUGAACGAAACAGUGCUGAGCUCCCUGAAUUCCUCAGCCAGCUCAGCAGCCUGGGAAGGGCUGCCUGUGUUUUCCCACCUGUCACCACCUGCUUCCAUGAGGAACAGCAGUCUCUACGAGCUGCUACAGGUGGGCAGAGCUGCUUCCAGCCAGCCUGAGUGGGGACAUUUCUCCCGCCUGUGGCAUGCCACUGGCAGCCUGCUGACCUCCAAAUGGAGCCUAACAGAAGUGGGUGAAUAUGUGGAACUCCUGCAAAUUAUGAAGAAAGCUCUAAUCCUCGUGGACUUUGGGGUAGCUCCUGGAAAAGCACUUAUGCUUCAGAUCUUUCAUAAUUCUACUGAAGCAAUUGAAUCCUCAGAUCUGAGUGAUUUGCAUCAUUCUUUAAAACUCUUUCUCAAUUCAACUUCUGCCACAGACAGCACACUGGACUUGGAAAGAAUACUUCAAGAAGUACUUCCUCUGUAUGAUGGGGGUGGUGAAGGACUGUUCUACUCUAAUCCCUAUGGAAAAGAAAAUCAAGAUGUUCUCACUAUGGCUGCAGUGAUUUGGAAUGAGAUUAUUUUAAACAGGACUAAUUUUAAUACAGAGAAUGCAUGGGAGGUUAUCAAAAUGCUUGCACUCGAUGCAAUCUCUCUUGAAGACAUUGCAAAUUAUCUCAGCACAAAUGAAAACGUGUCAUCAUUAUUUUCUGACUUCUUGUUGACUCCUGGAACUUCUGAGAAUUUUGUGGAACAUCUUCUGUCCCUUGAGCAGCUUCUUGGUGCCAUGGCAAAGGUGAAUACCAGUGAUCAUUAUCUGCUGAUCUCUUCUUUGUCUCAGCUAAUGCAAAUACUCCUUCAUGGAAGGCAGGAAAAUGAACUUGAUGCUUUCUGGCACAUUGCUGACAGUCUUCAGUCAUUGAACUGGAAUAGCACAGACAGUCACACUGCCCAGUCACUUCUAGACAUGCUGCAAAAUCUGCUAAAUACAAUGGAAAAUUACUCCAGUCUUCCUUUCAGUAAGGAACUGAAGCAGGUGCUGAACUAUGCAUCCUCCAUCUUUGAUCUGUAUGAUGAAGAUGACUCCAGGGGAAACAACAUCUCCAUGUACUUGAAGGCCAUGCAGAGGGGUAUCUUAACUUUGAAAGGUUUGCAGAAAAGGUAUAACGUAAGUGAGCUUGAAUCUCUCAGCCUGUUACUUGAUUCUUACAGUAACUAUACCCAGAGACUGAUGGAAAUGUGGGGAGCAGGAAUGAAAGUUCUUCAUGACACCAACUUAAACAAAACAUUUGAGGAAAAAAUGGACAUUGUCUACAAUUUCUCACAUUUGCUGCUGCAGGAGUUCAGCCAGUCUCCCUCACAGCACAAUACCUCACUACAGGCAAAAAUUUGGGAGUUCUUGCGAUUAGCCUUGGAUCCUUUCCUUGAGCACAGCAGCAAUGGCUAUAGGACACUCCAGAACUGCUCCUUUGAAGAGCUGCUCAAUGUAGGCCUUGAGGUGCUGUUUGAAAAUGCCACUCUGUGGGAGUCCUCAGCCAGGAGCCCCUGCAAGCCCCUCUUGGAUUCCUUGGGCGUGGAGGGUGGGACAGGGAGCAAUGACACCUUUACCAGGGUGUUCCAGCUGGCCAUGAGCAACCUGAAACUGUCCCCAGAGUUUGCUGCUGCCUACAACAGCAGCAGGGAAAGCUUUUUCAAGGAGCUGUCGUGCCUCACCCAAGCUCUGCGUUUGUCUCUGAGUUUCCUUUCCAAGUUAAACCUUGUCUCUGAGCUGGGAAACUCGUGGCUCCAGGAGAAGGCGAGAGCUCUGAGUGCAGCCACAGAGGGGCUGGUGCAGGGUGAUGCCUCAUGCCCCAUCCCAGCCCAGGAUGUGGGUGAUGUGUCCCCAUCCCAGCUUUUGAACAUGCUCCUUUCUGCCCUGCUGAACGAAACAGUGCUGAGCUCCCUGAAUUUCUCUGACAAUGCAACAGGCUGGAAUAACCUGACCACGCUCUCCAGUGUGGCACAGGAUGAGCUCCACAACUUGCUGCAGAGGCUCCAGGGUGCCUUCAGCCUCACCAAAGGCAGUUACUACACAAGUGCCUGGGAUGUGUUUAACAGCCUCCUCAGCACCAAAGGGAAUCCAGCUGAAGGAGCUUCCCUUGCAAGGCUGAUGGAAGCAGUGGCAAGUGACUCUGCCAGCGAUCUGUCUGCUCUAGAAAUCACAGAAGCCACCCUCUACAUUCUCAAUGGGCUGAACAUCUCUGGCCUGCUAAACGAGUUCAAUAUAAGUUCCAGCUCAGCUUUUCUCUCCAACAAGACUAGUUUUAACAGUGUGAUUGAUUUUGUUGCUCAUCACUUCACUGUCGUGGCAGAAACCCUUUACAACAAGACCCUGCCUUGGACUCUGAGUGACCACACACUGUCCCCAACCAGCUUGAUCACACAAUUUCUGUUUUUAGAAUUUCAAAACACCAUCUUGAAGGUGACAGCGAAUAACAGCUAUAACCCUUACCUGAUGUGUUUAAUAAAUUCUGAGGAAGCUGAAGACAGGGAAUUGACAGAAAACAUCACACUGCUUUUGAAGCAAACUCAUCUGAAAAAGAACUCUUUUAUGCAAAAUAAUACCUCUGAGAAACAUUCAUCCAUACCAGAGCUCUUGAAGCUAAAAAUCUCUCACCUCCAGGAUCUGACAGCACUUCUGUGUGACUAUGAGAGCUUUAAGUCCAUCCAGCAGCUCUGCCACCUCCCUGAGGUUCCCUUUGGGGAGCUGUGUGAGCAAGGCCAGACUCAGGAGCAGCUCCUCCAUGCUGCUGAGCUGAGCAGCCAGCUUGUGACCAACGUGCUAAGUCACAGGAGGAUCUUCCAGGAACUCCAAAAUGUACUCAUUGGGGAUGCCACAAACAUCCAGGCACAGCUGAAGUGGCUUCAAGAAAAUGUACCAGAAAUUGCUUUCUUUCAAGAGAUUCCUCAGUAUAUGGCUACUUUGAAUUCCAUGUUGAACAUCACUGAGAGUUUAACAAACUUGAGCAAGCAAGAAAAGUUGAGGGAUGUGUUUAAAAAUGUGGAUCAGCUCAAAGAGGACCUCAGAAACACAACAGGAAUGUCCACAGCCAGCAUUGACGCUCUUCUGGAAGCAUCUUUCCCAGAAAACAGCAGUCAGCUCCUCUCUCAGGUGCUGCAGCUGGAGUCCUGCAGCGCCCAUCCCGAGGACCCACAGCUGCAAGUGGUGGUGCAGGAGCUGUGCAGCCUCCCUCUGCCAGAGAGGACUCGCAGGACCUACCUCCUUGGGGUCACCCUGUUGAGACACUUGGACAUUUACAAUUUCUUAUACAAGAUGUUUUUCCCCAAGGAACUUCAGAAACCCAUGGACAAGAUAUUAGGCCUUCUGACAAAAAUGGAAUAUUUCAGACACCAGGUUGAAUCUGGCAUUGAUCCAUUGCUACAAGCUAUUCAUUCCCUGAAAAAGCUCCAACAGUCCAGGAAAAUGCCACUGACUAAGGCGUUAUUUAAACCAAACAACUUCGGGAUAACACAUGGCACUUUUAAAUCCAUGUCAAAAGUCCUCUGCAACCAGGAGAUCACACCCCUGUUUUUUGAGUCUUUGCUUCCAGACUUUGGAGACCCCGUAAGCAACAGUUCUCAUGCAGAGGAUGUCUAUGUCCAAAAGAUGAUGAGGAAAUAUGGGAUUCCUCGGAAUUCCACCCCAUUUUGCUUAUCCUUUUACCUGGACCUGGUCAAGACCCCCACUGGAGCUCUGAUUUGGUCUUUCUUAAAACCAAUGGUGCUUGGGAAGAUCCUUUUCACACCAGAUACCCCAGAAACUCGAGCAAUCAUGGGAAAGUCAAAUGCAACCCUGGAGCAGAUGGCUGAGUUAGCCCUGAAGUCCCAGGAGUGGCUGGACCAGUCUCCUGUCAUCAUGAAUUCUCUGACUAAGUUAAACCAGACAGUUCCAAUGAUCAAGAACGCCCUGCAGAAUCCCUUUGUGCAGGUUUUUAUCAAACUGAUGGUGAAUCUGGAUGCAACUGAGCUCCUGAGUCAGAUAAAUGAACUGGAUGAUAUCCGGCUGGAAUUGCAGAACAAUGCCGACGUUGUCGACCAGCUGAACACUUUGGCUGCCCUGGCUGUGAAUGUGUCCUCCUGCGUCUCCUUCAACCGCAUCCGGCCAGUGCAGGACUUGGACGAGAUGGAAGCGGUGGCCAAGGAGCUCUUCCUGAAGAAUGAGCUGUUUGCAAGUAUAAUUUUCAAGCUGCCUUCAAGGGCUGGCCACUCAGUUCAUGGGGGCCUGUCCCUCCCUCCUGUGCUCAACUACACCAUCCGAAUGAGCAGCAGGAUAACUCAAACCACCAACAGGAUCCGGGAGCGCAUCUGGACUGUGGGCCCGCACAACUCCACCUCCCAGAGCCAGAUUUACAGCCGGGCCUUCAUCUACAUCCAGGACAGCAUUGAAAGGGCCAUUAUUGAGCUGCAGACUGGCAAGAAACCAGAGGAAAUAGCUGUUCAGGUCCAGGCCAUGCCUUACCCCUGCUACAACAAGGAUAUGUUCUUAACCAGCGUGACCUACUCUCUUCCAUUUGCUCUGAUGGCUGCCUGGGUGCUGUUUAUAGCUGAUUUUGUUAAAACACUUGUUCAGGAGAAAGAUCUGAGGCUUUAUGAGUACAUGAAGAUGAUGGGUGUCAAUGCCAGCAGCCAUUUCAUUGCCUGGUUCAUCGAGUGUGCCAUCUUCCUCCUGAUUACUGUCACCUUCCUCAUUGUUGUUCUGAAAGUGGGUCAGAUCCUUCCCAAAACAGACACAGCACUCCUCUUCCUGUACCUGAUGGACUACAGCCUGUCCAUCAUAGCCAUGAGCUACUUCAUCAGUGUUUUCUUCAACAACACCAACAUCGCGGCCUUGGUGGGCAGCCUGGUGUACAUCCUCACCUUCUUCCCCUUCAUCGUGCUGCUCGUCAUCGAGAACCACUUGAGCUUCUCUGUCAAGAGCCUCCUGAGUCUGUUGUCUCCAACUGCCUUCAGUUAUGCAAGUCAAUACAUUGCUCGCUAUGAGGCACAGGGCAUAGGACUGCAGUGGGACAACAUGUACAAGUCCCCAAUGAUUGGAGAUAACACUUCCUUUGGCUGGAUGUGCUGGCUCAUUCUGAUAGACUCCUUCAUUUACUUCAUCCUGGGGUGGUACAUAAGGAAUGUUUUCCCAGGUAGAUAUGGCAUGGCUGCUCCCUGGUACUUCCCACUGCUUCCAUCUUACUGGAUUGAAUACAACAGCUACCUGCCCUUCUGGAAUGAGAAACAAAGAGGCCUGCUCUUCUCCAAGCUGAUGUUAAGGAAAGAAGUCACCCUCCCCAACAAGAUAUGUGCCCCCCACCCUCACGUGGAACCGGAGCCCACCGACCUCACCUUGGGAGUCUCCCUCCAUGGCAUAACAAAGGUUUAUGGAUCCAAAGCUGCAGUGAACAACCUCAGCCUCAACUUUUAUGAAGGGAAUAUCACUUCCCUGCUGGGACACAAUGGAGCUGGGAAAACUACAACCAUAUCUAUUUUGACUGGGUUGUUCCCUACGUCAUCAGGCACGAUCUUUGUGUAUGGCAAAGACAUCAGGACUGACCAGGAGGUGAUCAGGAAGAACAUGGGGGUGUGCAUGCAGCACGACGUGCUCUUCAACUACCUCACCACCAAGGAACACCUGCUUCUCUAUGGCUACAUCAAAGUCCCUCACUGCAGCAAACAAGAGCUCUACCAAGAAGUGAAGAGGACUUUGAAGGAGACUGGGCUGUACAGCCAUCGUCACAAGCUGGCUGGCACCCUGUCUGGGGGGAUGAAGAGGAAGUUAUCCAUAGCUAUUGCUCUCCUGGGGGGAUCCAGGGUGGUGAUUCUGGAUGAACCAACCACAGGGGUGGAUCCGUGCUCCCGGAGGAGUAUUUGGGAAAUCAUCUCCAAGAAUAAGAAUGGCAGAACCAUCAUUCUCUCCACACAUCACCUGGACGAAGCAGAAGUUCUGAGUGACCGGAUUGCUUUCCUAGAGCAUGGAGGGCUCAAAUGUUGUGGCUCACCUUUCUACCUCAAGGAAACCUUUGGGGAUGGCUACCACCUGACCCUUACCAAAAAGAAGAACAUGAUAGAGGAAUGUGACACCACAGCAGUGACCUCCUUGAUCCAGUCCUAUCUCCCAGAGGCUUAUCUCAAGGAGGAUAUUGGUGGAGAGCUCGUGUAUGUGCUUCCCCCUUUCAAGUCCACUGUGUCAGGGGCCUACCAGGCCCUUCUCAGAGCCCUGGACACCAGCUUGAAUGAUCUUCACCUGGGCUGCUACGGGAUUUCCAACACAACUGUAGAAGAGGUGUUCCUCAAUCUGACAAAAGAGCUAGUGAAGGACCAUCAAGAAGAUGUUGCACUGCCCCAUCAGCUGCCUGGAGUCAGUGGUCACACUGGUGGUGACGAAAUGUCUCUGAGCACAGACACCUUCACAGAAAGAGACGACCAGCUCCUGAUCAGGUCCAAGAGCCUGCGGGGUUUGCCGCUGCUGCUGAAGAGAACCUCAGCCCUGUUCAUCAAGAGGUUCCACCACACCCGCCGGGACGUCCGCGGCUUCAUCGCCCAGGUCAUCCUCCCCGUGCUCUUCGUGAUGGCUGCCAUGGGCCUGGGGACACUGAGGACCAAGGAGACCGAGUACCCCGAGCUGCUGCUGUCCCCCUCCCUGUAUGGCACGGCCGACCAGGCAGACUUCUUUGGGAAUUUUAAUGAAACCACAGCUGCUUUAGUUUCUUCGAUGCUGGCUUUCCCUGGGACAGAUAACACGUGCAUGAACGAAAGCAAUUCGCAGUGUCUAACAGAGGACAUGCUUGGCCAGUGGAUUACCAGUGGAAACCAGAGAACUAAGUAUUCUGCCUGCAACUGCACAGAUGGCAUCCAGACGUGUCCACAGACAAACUACACUCCCCCUCACAGGAGGACCUUCUCCACACGGACACUUUACAACCUGACAGGGCACAAUGUGGAGACCUACAUCCUGGCAACCACCAGAGACUUCCUGCAGAAACGGUAUGGUGGCUGGAGCUUCGGGCUGCCUUUGACAGCAGAUCUGCAGUUUGACAUCAAGCCAGUGCCCCCCAACAGAACACUGACUAAGGUGUGGUACAAUCCUGAGGGUUAUCACAGCCUCCCAGCUUAUCUCAACAGCUUGAACAACUUCAUUCUUCGAGCCAACUUGCCAAAAAAUGAGACUUCCAGAUAUGGUAUUUUCCUAUCAGCUCACCCAUAUCCUGGAGGACAGAGUCAAGAACAAGUAAUGCUCAACAGUUUACUGGACAUCAUAGUGUCCAUGUCUGUUUUGGUUGGCUACUCCAUCACCACAGCAAGCUUUGUGCUCUACAUGGUCAAGGAGCACCAAACCAAAGCCAAGCAGCUGCAGCACAUUUCAGGCAUUGGGAUGACAACCUACUGGGUGACCAACUUGGUUUAUGAUCUGGUACUUUUUAUGGUCCCUAUUGGACUCUCAGUAGGAGUUAUUUCAGCCUUCCAGAUCCCAGCUUUCUGCAACAACAGUAACUUAGUGGCAGUAUUUCUUCUGCUGUUGCUCUUUGGAUAUGCAUCAUUUUCCUGGAUGUACCUGCUGGCUGGGCUUUUCAAGGAAACAGGGAUGGCCUUCAUUGUUUAUGUCUGUGUCAACCUGUUCUUCGGCAUCAACACCAUUAUCACUCACUCUGUUGUGUUCCUGCUCUCCCAGGAAAAGGCCACAGACCAGGGCUUGCGUGAUCUUGCUGAAAAUUUAAGGCAUGUGUUCCUUCUGUUCCCACAAUUCUGCUUUGGCUAUGGCUUGAUUGAACUGUCUCAGGAUCAGGCACUGCUGGGCUUCUUAAGGGCCUAUGGAGUGGACUACCCUGACAAAACCUUUGAGCUGGACAAGACCACGUCCAAGCUGCUGGCCAUGUUCAUCCAGGGCACCGUGUUCUUUGCCAUUCGACUCACAGUUCAUGACAGGAUGGUUCAGAGAGUCUGGAACAACGUCCUGGAGUUCCUAUUUGACAGAGUCCAUGGCAAAGCCUCCCUUCUGCCCCCCGUGGCCGUGGAGGAUGGGGAUGUCCAGGCUGAGAGGAGCCGGGUGGAGUCUGGCAAAGCUGACUUUGACGUGGUGCAGCUCCAGAACCUCACCAAGAUCUACCACCUCCCUCACAAACGCAUCACAGCAGUGAAGAACAUCAGCCUUGGGAUCCCUGCUGGGGAGUGCUUUGGCUUGCUUGGUGUGAAUGGAGCUGGAAAGACAACAAUCUUUAAGAUGCUGACAGGGGAUAUUGGAGCAUCCAGUGGAAGGCUGCGGGUCCAGGAUCAUUCUGGGUCCUUGAAUGACAUCAGUGAGGCCCACUGGUCACUCUUUGGCUACUGUCCUCAAGAAGAUGCCCUGGAUGACCUGCUGACCGUGGAGGAGCACAUGUAUUACUACGCUCGGCUGCACGGCAUCCCGGAAGGGGACAUCAAGGGAGUUGUACUCCAGCUCCUCCACCGGCUGAACCUGAUGGCCUACAAGGACAGAGUCACCUCUAUGUGCAGCUAUGGCACCAACAGGAAAUUGUCAACUGCUCUGGCUCUCAUUGGCAAUCCAUCCAUUCUGCUGCUGGAUGAGCCAAGCUCUGGAAUGGACCCGAAUGCCAAACGCCACCUUUGGAAAAUCAUCAGUGAGGAAGUGCAGAACAAAUGCUCGGUGAUACUCACGUCCCACAGCAUGGAGGAGUGUGAAGCCCUCUGUACCAGGCUGGCCAUCAUGGUGAACGGGAGUUUCCAGUGCAUUGGCUCUUUGCAGCACAUCAAGAGCAGAUUUGGAAGAGGAUUUACUGUGAAGAUGCACCUAAACAGCAGCACAGUUUGCACUGAGAAGCUGACAGAGUUCAUGAAGUCACACUUCCCAAAUACAUGCCUGAAGGAUCGGCAUUUCAAGAUGGUGGAGUACCACGUUCCUGUCUCUGCAGGAGGAGUAGCCAAUAUAUUUGAUCUCCUGGAAGGCAGCAAAGCAGCCUUCGACAUCAGGCACUUCUCUGUGAGUCAGACAACGUUGGAGGAGGUUUUCAUCAACUUUGCUAAAGAUCAAGCAGAUCCUGAUGGCGCGGACGCAGGUCCUGAUGUGACGCUGGACAGCUCUGACACCAGUAGCCAGGCUAGCACCAUAAGCUCCAUCUAUUGA